CCUCAUUCUACGGGAAUUACAGGCACCCGGGAAUCGAGCAGCGGACAGCGCCGCAUCGGAUCUUCAGGAGCUGCAGCGAAAGAGUGUGGUAGUUUCGCUCUCUUUCACUCUGGUGCCCGCAGUGAAGAGCCGAACCACUCGGUCGCGUCUGAAGGCAACCUCGCGGAUCGUGAUGAGCUACUGACUGAG
Messenger RNA from Amoebophrya sp. A25, 189 nucleotides. The record is from the annotation of a GenBank genome assembly. Lineage: Eukaryota; Dinophyceae; Syndiniales; Amoebophryaceae.